UUCGACUGCAAUUGAUGAAAAUGGGAGGCAGUGAUGAACUUCCUGUGGUCGAUUUUUCUUUGCUUACAACUGAGGAUUCAGAGCAACGUUCGAAAGCAAUUCAGGGACUCCUCGAAGCAUGUCGAGUUUGGGGAUUUUUCAUUCUGGUAAACCAUGGAAUCCCCGAGGCUGUGACGAAGGCCCUCUUCUCAGCAGCUAAGGAGUUCUUCGAGUUACCCGAGGUCGAGAAGAAGCAGUACGAGGUUGAUCUGUAUACCCUAAGCCUGAUGAAGUACGGAACCCACAACGUCGCCUACACUCCGAGCAACAUUCUCCAUCUAUGGCGGAACUCUCUCAGACUGUACUUGCAUCCCGACGAGCUCCAUUUUCCCCACAAGCCCGAUCUCCUGCGGGAAGUGUUGCCGGAAUACAGCGAAGGUAAUAAGAGGGUUGUGAAGACGUUAAUGGAAGCAAUCGCGGACGCCUUGGAAUUGGACAGAGACUGUGUCGAUGAAAUCUUGAAAUUGGACUCAAGCUUUCAAGUCUUCGCCGCGAAUUCUUAUCCGCCGUGUCCCGACGCCGGCCGAGCCGCCGGCCUGCCGCCGCACACCGACGCCGGCCUCUUCACCACCGUCGUGCACAACGGCGUCCCUGGAUUGCAGAUUCAAAAAAACGGUCAGUGGAUCGACGUUGAAUCGGAAACCAAGAAUUCUGUCUGGGUCGUCGUCGCCGACCAGCUUGAGAUUUUUAGCAAUGGGAGAUGCAAGAGUGUGAGGCACAGAGUGUUGGUGAAUGAUGAAACAGAGAGGGUUUCGAUUGCAGUGAGCAACGGUCCGGAUUUGGCGGCGACGGUGAGGCCGGCGGCGGCGCUGGUGGAGAAGGAUGGGCGGGCGCUGUUUCCGGCGACGGUUUUUAAAGAAUUCAUGGAAGCCAAAUAUGUGAGGAAGAAAGCGGAGGGGGAUUGAUUGAUAAUCUAGUGUGGGUAGGCCCACCAUUUCAAAUUACCCAGCCAAUAAUAUAAUGACACUUGGAUUUAAUAUUAUAUCGAAAACUGUCAUCUAAUUUGAAGUGAUUGUCGGUGGCUACUAAUAUUCUACUACGGCCUCCGUCUAAAAAAUAAAAUGUAUUGUUGGAAGUU
This is a messenger RNA of Andrographis paniculata, 1117 nucleotides long. Its product is annotated as 2-oxoglutarate-dependent dioxygenase 19-like. The transcript has 4 exons. Lineage: Eukaryota; Viridiplantae; Streptophyta; Magnoliopsida; Lamiales; Acanthaceae. The coding region runs from base 15 to 944 and encodes 309 amino acids. The record is from RefSeq and is a predicted model, not a curated record.